Desarmillaria tabescens is the source of this 876-nucleotide messenger RNA. Its product is annotated as S-adenosyl-L-methionine-dependent methyltransferase. The record is from RefSeq and is a predicted model, not a curated record. NCBI's taxonomy places the organism in Eukaryota, Fungi, Basidiomycota, Agaricomycetes, Agaricales, Physalacriaceae. The transcript is spliced from 4 exons. Bases 13 to 876 code for a protein of 287 amino acids.
CAGGCUACCGAAAUGUUUUCAUCCACAACGAGAGUCUACCCAUCUGCAACAGGUGUCCAUUACAUAUUGCCGUCUGACGCUCUUGAAAAACGCCGACUUGAUCUACAGCACUCCUUCCUUAGUCGCGCAUUAUGCGACAGUAAAUCUGUGUUGGCGCCCAUAACUCUGAAGCCAAGCGACAAGGUCUUGGACUCCGGUACAGGGUCCGGUGCUUGGGCCCUUUCGCUCGCGGAAGAAGUUCCCGCGUCGGUCUCUAUCGAUGCUUUUGAUAUUCAAUCCAAUAUCUUCCCCGAAUCGUUUCCGUCGAAUAUUCACUUUUCCCUUCACUCUGUCACCAACCUGCCUGGUGAAUGGAGUGAUACAUACUCACUAGUCAACCAACGCGUUCUCUUCGGGGCCCUGACAGAAUCACAAUGGAAAGCUGCGUUGUUAGAAACCUUCCGCGUUCUAACUCCAGGCGGAUGGGUGCAGCUCGUUGAAGGUAGUCCGCCUUCGAGAAAUAUUGGCGAGUACACAGACAAAAUGCGAAAACUCUUUUUGGAGUUAUUCGCGUAUAAAGAGCUGGUUCCCGACGUCGCGAAACGCCUCCCCGAUAUGUUGACCCAACAGGGAUUCAUUAACAUACACAGAGAAACGCGAGCCUUGCCUUUGGGGGCCUGGGCUGGUUUGGAUGGCACCCAACACAGGGACGAUCUUAUCACGGUAUUUUCUGCAUUUCAUGGCCCUAUUCUCCAAGGCGGCGGAUUUGGGCUGGUGUCGUCAAAGGAGGAUUUUGAUAAUUUCCUUGAAUCGCUUGCGAAAGAGUGGAAUAAUGGAGAAGAAGCUUUUGUAACGCAGCCAUGGACAGUGGUGUACGCACAAAAGCCUCUUGCGUAA